AUGAACCCAGAGGUGAGACAGGUGGCCAUGUGGGAGCGGCUGCGCAACGAGGCACGGCAGACAGACCAGCUCAUUGAUCAGCAGCUUCGAAAGCUGGAGGUGUUGGCACUUUUUGAUGAAGAAAAGAUUAUUGAAAGCGCAGCCGCCUCGUCCUCUAUGAAGGGCGUCGCCACUUCGAGCUCGGUAGCCCCAGCAGUGCCUGGCUCGAGCUCCAGUCUUCUGCACUGUAGUGGCACUAGUCCGCCCCCAGCGUCCACGAUGUCGUUCGAAGAUUUGGAGUCUCAGUACCGCGGGGCUGACCGCGACAUCGACGAGUUUCUCCGUCGGCUAGAGCAAAUUGUGCUGAGCAUGGAGGAGGCGUGCAGAGAACUCGGCCCCACCUCGGCGGCAGCGCGACACACCGAGCGCUUCCGAGGAAUAUUGACUGAGAAGCAGCAGGCGCGUCGUCGUCUUGCGACGGAGUUCCGACAGCGAAAGGGUCGCUAUGAACUGGCUGCGUCGCGGCUACCGGGGGAUGCGCGACGGCGAGGUGGCCCUGUCGACGAUGACGGUAGAGGCGGUGUGCGCAUCCUCAUGGACGAGCAGGUGGCCAUUCAGCACACGCUAAACCGCGUGAAUGGUCUGCUGGAGCAGGCGGAGGGCACGCGAGAUCGACUGCGCAUGCAGCGCGACCGCUUCAACCAAAUAGGUGACAAGGUGCUGCACAUUGCCGAGCACAUUCCAUUUGUGCAGAACCUUGUCCGCCGCAUCGACGUGCGACGGCGACGCGAGGUGGUGGUGCUGGGUACCGUGAUCUCGUCUCUCAUGUUCAUGUUCUUCUUUUUCCUAUAG
Messenger RNA from Leishmania mexicana MHOM/GT/2001/U1103, 831 nucleotides. RefSeq names its product golgi SNARE protein-like protein. NCBI's taxonomy places the organism in Eukaryota, Euglenozoa, Kinetoplastea, Trypanosomatida, Trypanosomatidae. Gene Ontology annotation, biological process: vesicle fusion; endoplasmic reticulum to Golgi vesicle-mediated transport. The record is from RefSeq and is a predicted model, not a curated record. The transcript has a single exon. Bases 1 to 831 code for a protein of 276 amino acids. Gene Ontology annotation, molecular function: SNAP receptor activity. Gene Ontology annotation, cellular component: Golgi medial cisterna; Golgi membrane; cis-Golgi network.